UUCCGAACUAGUCUUCUCAUUUUAUACACAGAAAAAAUUACUAAUAUAUAGUUCUUGAGCAAUACAGCCUUGAUUAACUUUGACCUGGCCAUUCUCACUUUCUUAUCAUGCAUGAAAGGAAUCAAUUCAAUGCCGGCACCUGAUCAGAAAAAACACAGUGCAAAAGAUGACAAGCUUUAGUGCAGAGACAGCAUAUAGCGUUCAUUAUCCAGAAUUCAACUUGUCACACACGGUAACAGAAACUAGACCUUUUCAAUGAAUGAGACAGCAUGCAAAUACAAGCUUCCUAGCUCUCACUAUAAAAGCAGACAUAUAUUGUGUUCCAUAUCCACAGUACUUCUACUUCAAUAUCCUUAAUUACAGAGUUAAGCAAAUUAACUUGGUCAUCUUUCUGUUUAGUGUUUUCAGGCUUGAUAUAGUGUGACAUUAAUCUUGAGAGAGUUAAUUUCCAAUGGCCUUUAAGUUUCUGUUGUUGGCAUUCCUUGCCAUAAGUGCUUGUUCCAGUGCUUUGGCUUCUGACCCAAGUUCUCUUCAGGAUUUCUGUGUUGCGGACCCAACUGCAGGCUCAGUACCAGUGAAUGGACAUGUCUGCAAGGACCCCAAGGUUGUCGAAGCCAAUGACUUCUUCUUCAGUGGACUUCACCUAGCAGGCAACACGUCAAACCCUGCUGGUUCAAAGGUGACCCCUGCUAAUGUUGCCCAGAUUCCAGGACUUAAUACUUUUGGUAUCUCCCUAGUUCGUAUCGACUAUGCACCAUGGGGUAUCAAUGCUCCACACACUCAUCCUAGAGCUACUGAAAUCUUGACAGUCCUUGAAGGGAGCCUCCAAGUGGGUUUUGUCACCUCCAACCCCGAAAACAGACUUAUCACAAAGGUGCUUCAGAAGGGAGAUGUGUUUGUGUUCCCAGUAGGACUUGUGCAUUUCCAACACAAUGUUGGAAAUGUUAAUGCGGUUGCCAUUGCAGCUCUGAGCAGCCAAAAUCCAGGUGCUAUUACCAUUGCCAAUGCAGUGUUUGGAUCAAAGCCUGCCAUUUCUGCUGAUGUUCUUGCAAAGGCAUUCCAAGUGGACAAGGACACAAUCUAUGAUCUCCAGUCCAAGUUCUAGAUUCCAAGAUGGAGCUAGCUAUAAUUAAGUCGAAAGGGGUUGAAUAUUCCUUAAAAUGUGUGUGAUUUGUUUUGCAAAUUGUUGCAGUUGAUUUGUCAGUGUAACCACAUUGGAUUACUUCAAGAAGAUAAUUUGUUUGAACUCAUCUAGCAUUGUAACCAAAGUAUGUUAUUCAAAUAUUUUCUCUCAUUUUGUUGUUCAAGAAAUUAUACAGACUUGUUAA
This is a messenger RNA of Rosa rugosa (rugosa rose), 1328 nucleotides long. RefSeq names its product putative germin-like protein 2-1. The transcript has 2 exons. The coding region runs from base 452 to 1105 and encodes 217 amino acids. Gene Ontology annotation, molecular function: manganese ion binding. The record is from RefSeq and is a predicted model, not a curated record. Gene Ontology annotation, cellular component: cell wall. NCBI's taxonomy places the organism in Eukaryota, Viridiplantae, Streptophyta, Magnoliopsida, Rosales, Rosaceae.